Effrenium voratum is the source of this 1716-nucleotide messenger RNA. The record is from the annotation of a GenBank genome assembly. NCBI's taxonomy places the organism in Eukaryota, Dinophyceae, Suessiales, Symbiodiniaceae.
AUGAGUGAUCCUGUGGGCUUCUGGGACCCCUUGGGGCUGAGCGCCGACAAGGAUGAGGCUACCUUCAAGCGUCGCCGCGCAGUGGAGAUCAAGCACGGCAGAAUCGCAAUGUACGCAUGCAUGGGCUACAUCACCCCGGAGUACUUCAAGUUUCCGGGCUUCCUGUCCCCUUCUCUUGGUUUGAAGUUUGCUGACGUGCCGAACGGCCUCGCGGCUUUGUCCAAGGUGCCAGUGCUGGGUGGUGCCCAGAUCAUUGCCUUCUGCGGCCUGAUUGAGACCACUGGCUUCUUCCAGGCUUCCUCCACCACUGACGGCCGGGGCCCUCGUGAGGGCCAGUUCUCCAUGAAGGACUCCACCGAGUCCGCCGAGCCGGGCAACUACGGCGUUGGCUUCCCCACCUUCCUCGGGAAGGUCGAGGACCCAGCGGCCCGCAAGUCCAAGCUUGCGGCCGAGUUGGCCAACGGCAGGCUGGCCAUGAUGGCGAUCAUCGGCAUGUUCUUCCAAGAUGGUCUGACCGGCUCGGCCUGGGGCGACUGGAGCCUGUACACUUCCUCGCCUUUGAGGGCAAGGGAGCCCAAGGUCGCGCGGAACUUCUUCGGUGGCGACUCGACAGGCAGCGCUGGCUUCGACCCUGCCAAGGAGCUCGGCGUGCAAGAUCCUGUGGGCUUCUGGGACCCGCUUGGUCUGAGCGCGGACAAGGAUGAGGCAACCUUCAAGCGCCGCAGGGCAGUGGAGAUCAAGCAUGGCCGCAUUGCCAUGUAUGCCUGCAUGGGCUACAUCACCCCGGAGUACUUCAAGUUUCCGGGCUUCCUGUCCCCUUCUCUUGGUUUGAAGUUUGCUGACGUGCCGAACGGCCUCGCGGCUUUGUCCAAGGUGCCAGUGCUGGGUGGUGCCCAGAUCAUUGCCUUCUGCGGCCUGAUUGAGACCACUGGCUUCUUCCAGGCUUCCUCCACCACUGACGGCCGCGGCCCGCGUGAGGGCCAGUUCUCCAUGAAGGACUCCACCGAGUCCGCCGAGCCGGGCAACUACGGUGUUGGCUUCCCCACCUUCCUGGGCAAGGUCGAGGACCCAGAGGCCCGCAAGUCCAAGCUUGCGGCCGAGUUGGCGAACGGAAGACUGGCCAUGAUGGCGAUCAUUGGCAUGUUCUUCCAAGAUGGUCUCACUGGCUCUGCCUGGGGUGACUGGUCGCUCUACACGACUUCGCCGCUGAGGGCUGAGAAGGAGGCGGAGGCUCCAAAGCCUCCCCCGUUCGACCCGGCAAAGCAGGUGGGCGCCAUGGAGCCUCUGGGCUUCUUUGACCCAGCAGGCUUCAGCAUGGUCGGCGACAAGGAAGGCUUCCAGAACCUCCGAGCUGCUGAGAUCAAGCACGGGCGCGUGGCCAUGAUGGCGGCCCUGGGUGGGGUGGUGCAGCACUACGUGAAGUUCCCUGGCUUCGAUUCCGUGCCAGCAGGUCUUGGUGCAGUGGCCACCCCGCCGGGCACCUUCGGAUUCGCCGCGCUCUUUUUGGCCUCUGGCGCCAUGGAACUCGGCGUGUGGACGCAGGACCCCAACAAGGAGGCAGGCGACUUCGGCGACCCCCUGGGCCUCGGCCAGUACGACGAGGAGAUGCGCAACAAGGAGCUGAACAACGGCCGCUUCGCGAUGUUUGCAGCCUUGGGCAUUAUCUCUGCUGAUCUCCUCACUGGCAAGGAUGCCAUGCAGCAGUUUGGCUUGUAA